CUGACCAAUCACAGCUCUACGACCCCGCCGGCACAGGAUCAACCUUUUUCCCGCUCUGAUUUUUUCUACUAACCAACCCAACCCGGACGUGUCUCGAGGCAAACUCCAUCUUCUUUUCUUCCUCCUCUCUCUCCUCCUCUCCUCUCCUCCUCUCUCCUCUCUACCCGCCUCUCCCUUGUUCUGAUUCCUGUACGCGACUUUCGAAUUUCAGAAUAUACAGAGAGCACAAAGCACAAAAAAGGAUCGCGUUGCAGGCCCUCCACCGCGACAAGUCCGAAGUCCUCAAACUUUUACGCGACAUCCCGUAUCCCGUCACAAUGCCUGCACAAUUCCGCCCGGUGACGGCCCAGCUGGAUGGGGACAGCCUCAUGGCUCUGGAGCUCCAGGAUGGAUCCGUCUAUCAAGGUUACAGCUUCGGAGCAGAAGGCAAGAGCAUUGCUGGCGAAUUGGUCUUCCAGACCGGCAUGGUGGGCUACCCCGAGUCCAUCACAGACCCCUCCUACCGCGGCCAAAUACUGGUCAUUACCUUCCCUCUUGUCGGCAACUAUGGUGUUCCAUCAAGGGAAACCAUGGACGAACUUCUCAAGGAUCUGCCGGCGCAUUUCGAAGCCUCCCAAAUACACAUUGCUGGAAUGGUUGUUGCUUCGUACGCCGGAGAGGAUUACUCCCACUACCUCGCAACAUGUUCCUUGGGCACAUGGUUGAAAGAACAAGGAGUACCAGCGAUCUACGGUGUCGAUACUCGAGCAUUGACCAAGCGCAUCCGAGAGGAGGGAAGCAUGCUCGGUCGCCUUCUGGCAGAGAAGAAGGGUUCCUCCAACGGCCAGUCUAAUGGGUUGAUCAAUGGCACAUAUGCCGCCGAAAUUGGCGAGAACUGGAGGGCAUCAUUCGAGACAAUUGACUGGGUCAACCCAAAUGCCCAAAACUUGGUUGCGGAUGUUUCGAUCCGCGCACCAAAGCUAUAUACCCCCGCUCCAUCCACAGUAUUGAAGCACCCCUCCGGACGCCCUAUACGGAUAUUGUGUCUGGAUGUCGGUCUGAAAUACAAUCAGCUGAGAUGCCUACUCCGCAGAGGUGUGGAAGUCUUGGUCUGCCCGUGGGACUAUGACUUCCCAACUCUCGCAGGAAAGGAUUAUGAUGGUCUGUUUAUCUCUAACGGUCCCGGUGAUCCAGCCAUGAUGUCCAAGACGGUCAAGCACAUCUCCCAAGCAAUUACCGAGAACAGAACACCAAUCUUCGGUAUCUGCUUGGGGCAUCAACUGCUUGCAAGAGCUGCUGGUGCAAGUACACUCAAGAUGAAGUUUGGAAACCGUGGACACAAUAUCCCUUGUACCAACAUGGUGACUGGAAAAUGUCACAUUACAUCCCAGAAUCACGGUUUCGCUGUUGACGCAGACACUCUGCCAAAUGACUGGUCUGAGUUGUUUGUCAAUGCCAACGAUGGCAGCAAUGAGGGCAUUCGUCAUAUUAGCAGACCAUAUUUCAGUGUGCAAUUCCAUCCCGAAAGCACUCCUGGACCAUGCGACACGGAGUUUCUCUUCGAUGUCUUCAUCCAGACUGUGGUCAGCACGUUGAAAGACACGCAGCUACUCUUGAAGGCAGUUCACUUCCCAGGAGGAGACGCCGAGGAGAACGCUAGACUAAACCCCAAGGUUGACGUCAAGAAGGUCUUGGUUUUGGGAUCCGGUGGACUCAGUAUUGGGCAAGCAGGAGAGUUUGAUUACUCUGGAAGUCAAGCUAUCAAGGCUUUGAAGGAGGAAGGCAUCUACACUGUCUUGAUCAACCCCAAUAUCGCCACUAUUCAGACCUCGAAGGGAUUGGCGGACAAGGUGUACUUCUUACCUGUUACCGCCGAGUUUGUCCGCAAGGUCAUUGUUCACGAGAGACCAGACGCGAUUUACGUUACUUUUGGAGGUCAGACUGCUCUUCAAGUUGGUAUUCAACUUAGAGAUGAGUUCGAAGAACUGGGAGUCAAAGUCCUGGGAACCCCAAUUGAAACCAUCAUCACAACUGAGGAUCGAGAGCUGUUUGCACGGAGCAUGGAAUCCAUCGGCGAGAAGUGCGCCAAGUCCGCCUCGGCCAACACAACUGAAGAAGCCCUUCGUGUUGUUAAGGAUAUUGGAUUUCCAGUCAUCGUCAGAGCCGCAUAUGCCUUGGGAGGUCUCGGCAGUGGUUUCGCCGACAACGAGAAGGAACUAGUCGCUCUCUGCAACAAGGCUUUCGCUGCCAGUCCCCAGGUAUUAAUCGAGCGCAGUAUGAAGGGCUGGAAGGAGAUCGAAUACGAGGUUGUUCGUGAUUGCAGAGACAACUGUAUCACUGUCUGUAACAUGGAGAACUUCGAUCCUCUCGGAAUCCACACCGGAGACUCCAUCGUUGUCGCACCAUCUCAGACUCUGUCCGAUGAAGACUACAACAUGCUGCGAACUACAGCAGUCAAUGUCAUUCGCCAUCUCGGUGUUGUCGGAGAGUGCAACAUUCAGUAUGCUCUCAACCCAUUCUCCAAGGAGUACUGUAUCAUUGAGGUCAAUGCCCGUUUGUCUCGUUCAUCGGCACUCGCCUCCAAGGCUACUGGUUAUCCUUUGGCUUUCAUCGCCGCCAAGCUUGGUUUGGGUAUCCCACUCAACGAGAUCUCCAACUCGGUCACCAAAGUCACAUGCGCUUGUUUCGAGCCUUCUCUGGAUUACGUCGUUGUCAAGAUGCCCAGAUGGGAUCUGAAGAAGUUCACUCGUGUCUCCACGCAGCUCGGAUCUUCCAUGAAGAGUGUUGGUGAAGUCAUGAGUAUCGGUCGAACAUUCGAGGAAGCCAUCCAGAAGGCCAUCCGAGCCAUCGACUUCCACAACCUUGGAUUCAACGACACCAAGGCUCUCAUGUCUAUCGAUGACGAGCUCCAAACCCCAUCUGACCAGCGUCUGUUCGCCAUUGCAAAUGCCAUGCACUCUGGAUACACUGUGGACAAGAUCUGGGAGAUGACCAAGAUUGACAAGUGGUUCUUGAGCAGACUGAAGGGUCUGAACGACUUUGGUGCCAAGAUGAGAACCUUCAAUGCUAGCACUAUCACGCCCAAUUUGCUGCGUCAGGCUAAGCAGUUGGGUUUCUGUGAUCGUCAAUUGGCUAAGUUUUGGUCUUCCAACGAGCUGGCUGUGAGACGCUUGAGAAUUGAGGCUGGAAUCGUUCCAGUUGUCAAGCAGAUCGAUACUGUGGCUGCUGAGUUCCCCGCAUUCACGAAUUAUCUUUAUAUGACCUACAAUGGUUCAGAGAGUGAUAUCACCUUCAAUGACCACGGUGUUAUGGUUCUUGGAUCAGGUGUAUACAGAAUUGGUAGCAGUGUGGAGUUCGAUUGGUGUUCAGUCCGAGCAAUCCGCACUCUCCGCGAGUCUGGGUUCAAGACCGUCAUGGUCAACUACAACCCCGAGACCGUGAGUACCGAUUACGACGAGGCAGACCGUCUUUACUUCGAGAAUAUCAACCUCGAGACAAUCCUUGACAUCUACCAACUCGAGACCUCCAGCGGUGUCCUCAUCGCAAUGGGUGGCCAGACUCCAAACAACAUCGCUCUGCCUCUUCACCGCCUCAACGUCAAGGUUCUGGGUACCUCGCCAGAAAUGAUCGAUACCGCCGAGAACCGCUACAAGUUCUCUCGUAUGCUUGACAGAAUUGGUGUCGAUCAGCCUACCUGGAAGGAGUUGACCAGCUUCGAGGAAGCUAAGGAAUUCUGCACCAAGGUUUCGUACCCGGUUCUUGUUCGUCCGUCGUACGUUCUUUCUGGUGCAGCUAUGAACACUGUCUACUCUGAGGCAGAUUUGGAGGCGUAUCUUCAGCAGGCUGCUGAGGUUUCUCGAGAGCAUCCAGUUGUCAUCACCAAGUACAUUGAGAACGCAAAGGAGAUUGAAAUGGAUGCCGUCGCAAAGGAUGGAAAGAUGGUUGGCCACUUCAUCUCCGAGCACGUCGAAAAUGCCGGAGUUCACUCUGGUGACGCUACUCUCAUUCUGCCUCCUCAGGACUUGGAACUUACCACUAUUCGACGUAUCGAAGAAGCCACUCGCAAGAUUGGUGAUGCUCUGAAUGUCACUGGACCUUUCAACAUCCAAUUUAUCGCCAAGGACAACGACAUCAAGGUCAUCGAAUGUAACGUUCGAGCAUCCAGAUCUUUCCCAUUCGUUUCCAAGGUCAUGGGAGUCGACUUGAUCGAGAUGGCCACCAAAGCGAUUAUGGGAGUUCCAUUCCUCGAGUAUCCACCAACUCAGCUACCACCCAACUGCGUCGGUGUCAAGGUCCCACAGUUCAGUUUCUCUCGUCUGUCUGGCGCGGAUCCUGUUCUUGGUGUUGAGAUGGCAUCCACUGGUGAAGUUGCAUGUUUCGGUGUUGACAAGUAUGAAGCAUAUAUCAAGGCACUCAUCUCUACUGGAUUCAAGUUGCCAAACCGAAAUAUCCUCCUGUCUAUCGGUUCGUACAAGGACAAGAAGGAAAUGCUUCCAUCUGUAAUCAACUUGCAGAAGAUGGGCUACAAGCUUUUCGCAACUGCUGGUACGGCCGAUUUCUUGCAAGAGCAUGAUGUCCCAGUUCAAUAUCUUGAGAUUCUUGGAGAGGAUGAGGAUGACCAGAAGUCGGAAUACUCCUUGACACAGCAUCUUGCAAACAACAUGAUUGACUUGUACAUCAAUCUCCCUUCCAGCAAUCGCUACAGACGUCCUGCCAACUACAUGAGUAAGGGAUACCGAACAAGACGAAUGGCUGUUGAUUACCAGACUCCUCUGGUUACCAAUGUCAAGAAUGCCAAGAUCCUCAUCGAGGCCAUCGCUCGCCACUUUGACAUGGAUAUCAGCUCCAUUGAUGCCCAGACAAGUCACCGAACCAUCGUUCUUCCAGGUCUCAUCAACAUUGCUGCUUUUGUUCCUGGGAUUGCCACACGUGGUAGCCAUGACUUCCAAACUGUUACCCGGGCUUCCAUUGCAGCUGGUUUCACAAUGGUCCGCAUCAUGCCUCUUGGUCUUGAGGGAUCGGUCACCGACGCUCGUGCUUUGAAGACUGCUCAGCUGAACAGCAAGCGUGGAGCUAGUUGCGACUACAACUUCUCAGUGGCAGCAACAUCUUCCAAUGCCGAUCAGAUCAGCCAAGUCACUGGAGAGGUGGGAUCAUUGUUCAUCCCAUUCAAUCAUCUCUCGGACAAUAUUAGUAAGGUUGCAGCAAUGACUGCACAUUUCGAGGCAUGGCCAAGCUUCAAGCCAAUUAUCACUGAUGCGAAAAUGACUGAUUUGGCUUCGAUUCUUCUCCUUGCCAGUCUUCACAGCCGAAAGAUUCACGUCACCAGCGUCACAACCAAGGAUGAUAUCAAGCUUAUCGCAUUGUCAAAGGAGAAGGGUUUGAAGGUCACCUGUGAUGUGUCAGUCUACUCGCUGUUCUUCUCUCAAUCCGACUUCCCAGAAGCCAAGUUCCUCCCAACUGCCGUUGACCAAAAGGCCCUCUGGGAACAUAUCAGCAUCAUUGAUGUCUUCUCUAUUGGCAGUCUGCCAUACCAACUCGCCACUGCUGCUCAGCAACCAUCCAAUGCUGCUACUGGUAUUGCUGAUACUGUCCCACUUCUGUUCACAGCUGUGGCUGACGGCAGACUCACUGUGGAUGAUAUCAAGGCACGUCUUCAUGAUAACCCCAAGGAGAUUUUCGAGCUCCACGAGCAAAUCGGAGCUUCCGUCGAGAUCGAAAUUGAUCGUCCCUACACCGUCUCCGAGGGAUCUGUCUGGUCUCCAUUGGUUGGAAAGACUGUUCGCGGAUCCGUGCAAAGAGUCAUCUUCCAGGAAAAGACAGCUUGCUUAGAUGGCGAGCCAUGCUAUGAUGGUGCUGACGGCAAGGACAUGUCGUCGCAUUUGAUCGAUGCUCACCUGGCAGUUCCUGCAUCUCCACUGGUCAAAGCCGUUGGAUCUCCUUCGAUGGUGCCAAGACCCGACAGCGCUCAUGGAAGAAGACUUUCAAUGCUUGGUGCUCCUGCUAUGCGUGCAGCUAACAGAGCUCGGCUCCUUGAUGGGGCAUCUGCUCCUGCUCAAUCACCGAAGAAUACUUCGGCCAUUGCAGAGGACUUUGGACCACCACUCUACCCUCAACCUACGAUCUCGCCAUCUCUCCAGUCUCUGCUUGGUCAAUCGCCAUUCAAAAACCAACACGUCCUGUCCGUCAACCAGUUCACUCGUCAAGAUCUUCAUCUCCUCUUCACUGUAGCACAAGAGAUGCGUCUUGGUGUUCAGAGAGAGGGAGUCCUGUCCAUUCUCAAGGGUCGUGUUCUCAUGACCAUGUUCUACGAGCCAUCUACUCGCACAUCUGCUUCCUUUGAUGCUGCGAUGCAGAGACUUGGUGGACGAACUGUCGCAAUCACCACAUCGCACUCCAGCACCGUCAAGGGCGAGUCCCUCGCCGACUCCAUCCGCACUCUGGGAUGUUACGGCGAUGCCAUCGUUCUCCGCCACCCAGAAGAGAGCAGCGCCGCCACCGCAGCCAAGUUCUCCCCAGUGCCCAUCAUCAACGGAGGCAAUGGCGCCAAGGAACACCCCACCCAGGCAUUCCUCGACCUCUUCACCAUCCGCGAAGAACUCGGAACCGUCACCGGCCUCACAAUCACCUUCACCGGCGACCUCCGCUACGGCCGCACCGUCCACUCCCUCGUCAAGCUCCUCCAACACUACGACGUCAACAUCCAGCUCGUCUCCCCCAAGGCCCUCGCCAUCCCCGCCGAGAUCCGCGACCUCAUCAAAUCCAAGCCAGGCCAGCUCGUCGUCGAGAGCACGGAACUCACACCUGAGAUUGUCGCCCGCAGCGAUGUACUAUAUUGUACCCGCGUGCAGAAGGAGCGCUUCGAGGAUCUGGAGGAGUAUGAGAGGUUGAAGGAUAGCUUUAUUGUCGAUAAUAAGAUGCUGAGGAGUGCGAAGAGUACGAUGAUUGUUAUGCAUCCGUUGCCGAGGAAUAAGGAGAUUGGCGAGGAGGUUGAUUUCGAUCAGAGGGCGGCGUAUUUUAGACAGGUUUGUUCCCCUUCCACUACCAUGGUGUAGACGCGGUUUGACUAAUGAGAUGCAGAUGAGAUAUGGGCUGUACACUCGCAUGGCUUUGUUGGCUUUGGUUAUGGCGCCGUAGAGUAGAGAGCGAAUGGGAGAUGAGACUGGUGCUAGAGCUGGUGAGUAGAUAGGGAAGAGAAAGAGUUAGUGAAAGAGAAAGAAGUGUAUAGACUGCAUGCAUUGGGAUUCGGUAUCUCGGAUUGGCGUUUGUCGGGUUUUUCCUUCUGGGGGUGGAGGCAAAAGUUUACAGAAUUUGUUUAUGUUUACUUUAUUUUAUUAACAUGAGGUAUAAAUGAUAGUCGUUAUGAGUCAUCUCUUUCCGUG
Cadophora gregata is the source of this 7361-nucleotide messenger RNA. RefSeq lists its product as uncharacterized. Gene Ontology annotation, molecular function: ATP binding; aspartate carbamoyltransferase activity; dihydroorotase activity. Gene Ontology annotation, cellular component: cytosol; cytoplasm. The record is from RefSeq and is a predicted model, not a curated record. The coding region runs from base 318 to 7034 and encodes 2238 amino acids. Gene Ontology annotation, biological process: UTP biosynthetic process; L-glutamine metabolic process; L-citrulline biosynthetic process. The transcript is spliced from 3 exons. Lineage: Eukaryota; Fungi; Ascomycota; Leotiomycetes; Helotiales; Ploettnerulaceae.